Molecule: messenger RNA, 1731 nt
Organism: Solea senegalensis (Senegalese sole)
Lineage: Eukaryota; Metazoa; Chordata; Actinopteri; Pleuronectiformes; Soleidae
Gene: cyyr1
Product: cysteine/tyrosine-rich 1
Exons: 4
Coding region: 198-683 (161 amino acids)
Source: RefSeq, a predicted model, not a curated record
GUCACAGCAGGCAGUCAGUCAGUCAGUCCGAGGUGAGAGAGCAAAGCAGAGAGGUUCACACGUGGAGGAGAAAAAACUCCAGUGGGAAGCACCGCGAAAGUGGCCUGUUUGUGAGGAGACACCCCAUAAUAACCAUGUAUCUGGAAGAACCGAACAGGUGACGUCUCCUCCUGCUGCUCUUUACUCCUGAGACGCUCAUGGAAACCCUCUGCAGGAGGAGCAGGAGUUGGAGGAGGACGCAGGCGGGGAGCUGGCUGGGAAACUCGCUCCUACUUUGUUUAUUCACCGGUGGUUCUGAGGCUCAGUGUGAAGGCUGCAUGGAGUACUGCUGCGAUGGGUCGCCGCCUUUCUGCUGCUCCUACUACGCCUACGUCGGGGACGUCCUCUCGGGCACAGCCAUCUCCGGUAUAGUGUUUGGCGUGGUGUUCCUGAUGGGGGCGGUGGCCGCCCUGUUCCUAUGCGUGUGCAUGUGUAUGAAGAACGGACGCGGCGCGCGGGUCGGCGUGUUCAGCACGUCAUACAUGAACACUGUGACGCAGGGUUACCCAGGUCCUCCGCCUCCGUACACCUACGACUACGAGAUGUUCCCUCCCUCCCUGCAUCCCCCGCCCUACACGCCGACUCAGCCCCGGCCGGCCAACUGCUCCCCUCCUCCCCCGUACCCCGGCUGCACCCGCAAGUGAAUUCCUGCUGCUCAGAUUGGUGUGGACUGGUUGUUGCACAUAAGGCCCGUGAAACUACGGACAAUUCAGUCGUUUUAUGACACAUUAAAGUGAGAGUUUAGGGUUUAGGUUCAUGUCUCCAGUGCCCGGUAGCCAUCCUGGAACUCUCUCCCUCUGCCUCCGUCUCACUGAACGUGUCCACCAGCAGAGACACGAAGAGGAAAUACAGAUUUUAGCUCACCUAAUAGAAUCUGCACCUGCUUAAGCUGCUGGUAACAAAGUUUGGAAACUGCUCCCUCUCCCGCACCAAAGUCCAUCGAGAAAACAAGCGUUUUUAGCUCAUGGAGAUACAGCAGCUGCUGGUCGACUGCUGCCUCGUGUGGUCAGUUUGUGUCACUGAAAUAAAUCAGAAUGAAGGACUUCAAACCCAGAAUUGUUCCAAAUAACACAUUUGAACUUACGGAUGGAGGCAGCAGUGGAUCGACAACUCCUGUACGCUGUGAUGUAAAAAUCCCGCGUUUUCUCUAUGGGGUUUGGUGCAGGGAGUGAGUGGUUUACAGAGUGACACAAACAUCAGUUACCAGUCAGAAAAGGCUGCUUUAACAGAAACAAAAAGCCAUAAACACACUCUUAAUGACUUUUUAAUUCUAAAUGAUCUUAUUUUUAUCAAGUGUGCCCUUUGAUGAAUGCAUGCAAUCUGUUUUUUCUUGAUAAAUACAUGUGAAUUUCACACCACCAUGCUUCGAAAAACCUUAAGAGGCCCUGUGCAAUUUUCUGGAGUAGUUGAUGAGGUAUUAAACAAUAAUUUAAGAAGCUGGGGGUCAGAAUUUUCUCAUCCUACUGCUGUGAUGAAGACCACUUCAGGAUUACGACGGACAUUCAAGGAGAUGAUGCUCACUUGAUCUAUGCCUAUGUGUGGGAUUGGAAGUUAAGAAUUCUACUAAUCCUGAUCCUGACGAUGUGGACGACUUGAAAAAGGACUGUGUUAUUGUCGCCAUACUUGAAACUGAACUGGGGACAGAUUUUUUUGUUUUGCUUGAGGUACUGUUGUUAAGAACCAGCCUGAGAC